AUGCUGGGGAAAUUUGUGAUAGCCUACAUUUACAACAUUCUAAUCUACUCCCCAGAUGAAGAAAUUCACCACGAGCAUGUCAGGUCUGUACUCUCCUGCUUGCUUCAGAAUCUCCAUCUCCAUGUCAAAGCAGAGAAGUGUGAGUUCCAUGUCAACCAGAUCUCAUUCCUAGAGUACAUCAUCAACUCUGAGGGGAUGAGCAUGGACCAGGUGAAGGUUUUGGCCAUCACAUCAUGGCCCACUCCCAUGUCAGUAAAGGAGUUGCAAUGCUUUCUGGGCUUCACUAACUUCUACCAGCGCUUCAUUCAGGGUUUCAGCAUUAUCGCUGCCCCUCUUACCUUGCUUCUAAAGAACGGACCACGUCACCUCCAGUGGAACCCUGCAGCUGAAGAGGCUUUUAACCAGCUCAAAGCAGCAUUCAUGUCUGCUCCUAUUCUUCAGCACCCAGAUCCUACUACCUCUACUUAUUGUAGAGGUUAA
Messenger RNA from Neoarius graeffei (lesser salmon catfish), 480 nucleotides. RefSeq lists its product as uncharacterized. The transcript has a single exon. The record is from RefSeq and is a predicted model, not a curated record. The coding region runs from base 1 to 480 and encodes 159 amino acids. NCBI's taxonomy places the organism in Eukaryota, Metazoa, Chordata, Actinopteri, Siluriformes, Ariidae.